Molecule: messenger RNA, 1942 nt
Organism: Thlaspi arvense
Lineage: Eukaryota; Viridiplantae; Streptophyta; Magnoliopsida; Brassicales; Brassicaceae
Source: the annotation of a GenBank genome assembly
AUAUAACCGGAGAAAAUGACCGACGUCGGAGAAGUUACCGUCAUGGACUGCAUUUACAAGAACCCAAAAGAAGCCGUAGAAGAUCGGAUUCAAGACCUUUUACAAAGGAUGACAGUUGAGGAGAAGAUCGGUCAGAUGACUCAGAUCCACCGCGGCGUCUCCUCGGCCGCCGUCGUCAAAGACUUCUUCAUCGGGAGUGUAUGCAACUCCGCCGGGAAAUCAGGGAAUGAUGUGAUGUCAGCGGAUUGGGCGAAGAUGAUCGACGGCUUUCAGACGGCGUCGCUCGAGACUCGUCUCGCCAUACCAAUCAUCUAUGGCUUAGACGCCGUUCACGGGAACAACAAGUUCUACGGUGCCACCAUUUUUCCUCACAACAUAGGACUAGGUGCCACAAGGGACGCUGAUUUGGCUAGAAGGAUUGGCUCAGCGACUGCUCUGGAAGUUAGGGCAAGUGGAGCUCAAUGGGCAUUUGAACCUUGUGUGGCUGUGUGCAAAGAUCCGAGAUGGGGAAGAUGUUUCGAGAGCUACAGCGAAAACACCGACGUUGUCUGCAACAUGACAUCCAUCGUUUCCGGUCUGCAAGGAACUCCACCGGAAGGACAUCCCGCCGGUUACCCUUUCCUAGCCGGAAGAAACAAUGUGGUUGCAUGUGCAAAGCAUUUUGUUGGAGAUGGUGGUACAGAAGAGGGAAAUAAUGAAGGAGACACGGUGGCUUCAUACGAAGACUUGGAGAGGAUUCAUAUGGCUCCUUACUUGAACUGUCUUGCUCAAGGUGUCUCCGCGGUUAUGCCUACUUAUUCUCGUUGGAACGGACGCAAACUCCAUGCAGACCGUUUCCUCUUGACGGAGAUUCUCAAAGAUAAACUCGGUUUUAAGGGAUGUUUGGUUUCAGAUUGGGCGGGAAUCGACAAGAUGGGUGAGCCACGUGGUUCGAACUACCGUGAAUGUGUGGAAGCUGCUAUCAACGCUGGGAUUGAUAUGGUCAUGGUUCCUUACAAGUAUGAGAAGUUCAUCACUGAUCUAACAUCUCUGGUAAAGUCUGGGGAAAUACUUAUGUCGAGGAUCGAUGACGCGGUCGAGAGAAUCCUGAGAUUGAAGUUCACAGCCGGUCUUUUCGAACAUCCUUUCUCUGACAAAUCAUUACUGAAGUUUGUUGGCUGCAAGGAACAUAGAGAGAUAGCUCGUGAAGCGGUUAGAAAAUCUUUAGUUCUGUUGAAGAACGGAAAAGAUUCAGAGAAACCGUUUCUUCCGCUAGAUCGAAACGCAAAGAGAGUUUUGGUGGCUGGAACUCACGCAGACGAUCUUGGGUUUCAGUGCGGUGGUUGGUCCAAGACUUGGCAGGGUCAGAGUGGUAGGAUCACGAUCGGAACAACGGUUUUGGACGCUGUCAAAGCGAUUGUAGGAGUGGAAACUGAAGUGGUUUACGAGAAGAGUCCUUCGGAGGAGACUCUGUCGGGCAAGGAUUUCUCCUACGCCAUUGUUGUCGUUGGGGAACCUCCGUAUGCGGAGUCACGAGGCGACGAUCCUGAACCGUCCAUACACUUCGAUGGGGCUGAGGUAAUUAGAUUGGUGGCUGAGGAAAUCCCGACGGUGGCGAUUCUGAUGACGGGACGACCAGUGUUUUUGGAUCCGACGGUGUUGGAGAAGGUUGAAGCUUUGGUGGCGGCUUGGUUGCCCGGAACCGAAGGAGAUGGGAUAGCUGACGUGGUGUUCGGAGAUUACGAUUUCACUGGUAAGUUGCCGAUUUCGUGGUUCAGAACGACGGAGCAGUUGCCGUUGAACCCGGAAGCUGAUGGGUAUGAUCCGUUGUUCCCAUUCGGGUUUGGACUGAAAUGUUAGAAAGAAUAAUAAGUGGGAAAAAAUAUGUAAGAUAAAUCAAAAUAGGUACCGGGUUUAGUCCGGUACUCCGGUUCUCUCAUUUGCUCACUUCUCAGUUACAUAU